AUGGCGCAUUUCCUUUCAAUGGAAAUAAGAUGCAUUUACAGAUGCACUCUUCAAAGGGGAAAAGAAAGAAGCGCAAAGAAAGCCCAGGCGUUUUCUCUAAGAACCCAACCGGGCCAACGCAUCUCGUGCAAAGUCAUAAUUGGGCUUGAUUCGCACUUCACCGAUUCCACCAGAUCCUGCAGCGCCCCUCCGCCGCCCAGCGCCACCUUAAGCUCCGCCCUCUUGAACAGAGCAUCCCCCCUCUCGGCGUCGCUCAGGGACCUCACCGCCGGUGGGGACAGCGCGGCGUCGAGCGAGACCAGGGCAGAGAUCGAGCGCGAGGGCCCUGAGGAUGUGCGAGGCGGCGUCUUUCGGGUCGAGCGCGAUGGCCCGAUUGGCUUCGGCCUCGGCUCGGCCGGCGAGGGAGACGGCGUCGGAGGUGGAGGAUCUGGCUUGAGAGAGGAGUUGAGCUCCGAGGACAAAGUGGCGCCUGGCGUCGAGAUUGGAUCGCCUAAGCUUGGGGAGGAGCUUUUGGGGAAUUUUGUGGAUGUAGAGGAACAUGAAGAGCCGGUGUUGAAGGGGACGUAUUUCGCAGAGAAGCUGUGGGACGAGGCAUGGUGGCGGGCCUCGUCGCGGAUGUUCUCGUCUGCGGGGCGGCGGUGCUUGAGUGAGGCGAAGGUGGAUGCGGCGGUGGAAGGGGGAUUGGAGGAGGUGUCUGUCGCGUGGAUGGUGAGAUAG
Messenger RNA from Striga asiatica, 717 nucleotides. The record is from the annotation of a GenBank genome assembly. NCBI's taxonomy places the organism in Eukaryota, Viridiplantae, Streptophyta, Magnoliopsida, Lamiales, Orobanchaceae.